CCUAAACCGUCCACAAUCAGUGCUCCUGCACUAACUUUGUAACACGUUGUUAUCGCGGGUCGAGAUCUCCGCUGAGCGGAGUUUCCCCUUUAAGAGCGUGUCUUCGGGGUGGCGCUUUCUCCCAUCAAGGCUUCUUGAUAUUAAUAGCGCCGCUGUGUCUUCCUCUUCUGACGUAAUGCCCACAGCUAGCCUACAGACAGACGAGCAGAAAGGUCCUGUCACAGCUAGGCGAUAACACUAGUCUGAAAAACACACAACCUAGCCGCUCUGCCCUGCUUUGGCGUGACCAGCAAAAUCCCGGCGCAGAGCCGCUUAACAUUGCCAUCGUUACCACAUCGGAAUUGCGUAGUUUCAGAGCCAAAUCACCCACUAAACAGUCGGUAUUAGCCUAGUUUGAUACGCUGCCGUGGAGCCUUAACUCUACCUCUCUUCCCCCCCUUCUCAGACCCAACAGACAAGCCAAGAAACAGUCACCCCGAAUCGACAUCAUCAACAAACAAAAAAAAAGCCCACAAAGAGAGACGAAGCAGCCAGCCAGCAAAACCAUCCAGCCACCAUCUUAACAGGCUGCUCAGAGAGAGAGAGAGAGACAAACACAGAGACACAGGGCUAAUGCUGGUCUGAUCAACAGGUUUCCAUGGUGAUGACGGCAUCGAUGCCAGCGCAGGCCUGACCGCCGCCCCCGCCCCUCACCCCCCCCCUCCUCCCCCAGCAGCACCACCACCGCCACCCCCCAGUACCAGAGGUGACCGGCGAUGCCUUGCUCAUGAGAACCUAGAACAGUAUUACCAGCUCCUCCCUGCGGUGUGGAGUGGUGUGCUGGACGGUACAUGGAAUAUAUCAAGCGCGCCUAGUUGAAAAAUAACCAAGAGGGAAAACACACACGAGUUAAACACAAGGAGAGUGUGUGUGUGUGUGUGUCUUCGGAGGAGCGACGUUCGGACCCGACGCCGAGGGGACCUUUUGGAUAUCAGUGCCGAAGGCGGGCGGUCGGCGGGGGCUUAUCGGACCUUCGGGGGUUCGACGGCGGCGGUAAAUCCGACGCUGAGGCGCGGAGUCACGCGCGAAGAAGGACGGCGAUCGGACGAUAAGGCGGGACGCGCCCCCCCCACCCCACACCCCCAACGGCGGGAGCUGAUGCCAAGUCUGAGAGUGGACCGCCAUGACGCGAUUGUAACCUGAUGAUCAGCAAAGAGAUGGUGAGGAAAAAGAAUCCCCCGAUCCGGAGCGUGGGAGGCGAGGAGGAGGAGGAAGAGGAGGGGAGGAGGAGGAGGCCGACGACGGCGGGAGGAAGAGCAGCAGCAGGAGGCGGAGGAGGAGGAGGAGGAGGAGAGGAGGAAGACGAAGGGGAGGAGGAGGGCCGCGUUGGAGCCGAGGCCGACAGGAUCAUCCGACCCUCGGAGCCCGAGUCGUCGGGGCGGACGCGCGGCGACCGGGGGGAGGGCGACGACGAAGAGGAGGAGGAGGAAGAGGAGGAGGAGGAGGAAGAGGUCGGGAGCGAGUGCGUCUCCUCCUCCUCCGUCUCGCCGUCGUCGGUGGGGGUGCGCGACGACCGCUACAACCGCCGCCACGCCGGGCGGAAGGGAGCGGGCGGCGCCAAGCAGACGGACCGACGGACAGACCGCGGCCAAUCGGAGCCCGAGGGCGAGGGCGACCGGAAGGACCUAGAGAGGGAGGCGGGCGAGGACGAGGAGGGGGGAGACGGAGGAGGAGGGAGGGAGCGCCUGGCCGCCCAGCACCACCACCACCACCUCCUCCUCCUCCCGCCCCAGCCUCAGCUGUCGUCGCGGGAGACGGCCGGCGGCGAGGGCGGGCCCACGGCGGAGACUCCGCCCCUCUCGGCCAGCCCGUCGCCCAAGCUGCAGGACUUCAAGUGCAACGUGUGCGGCUACGGUUACUACGGCAACGACCCCGCCGACCUGGUGAAGCACUUCAGGAAGUACCACCUGGGCCUGCACAACCGCACGCGGCAGGAUGCGGCGCUGGACACUCACAUCCUGGCCCUGCACAACAUGGCGCCCCAGAUCACCCUGCCCGAUCUCCAGGCGGGCCAGGCCCAGAGGAUCCAAGCCAAAGACACGGGGAAGACGAGGCACGAGGCAUACGGGCAGCAGCACCGGGCGGCCAUGAUGAACGGGACGUACGAUGUACAGGUGACGCUGGGCGGAACCCUCAUCGGGAUCGGACGCAAGACGCCCGAUUGCCAGGGCAACACUAAAUACUUCCGCUGCAAAUUCUGCAACUUCACGUACAUGGGCAGCAGCUCCCUGGAACUCGAGCAGCAUUUCAUGACCUCGCACCCAAACAAGGUCAAAACCCCGCCCCCAACACCGCACCCGCUGGCCAAUCACAGCCUGGUGAGCCACGAGCUCCACACCAAGGACCGGGGCCUGCUCCUGGACGGCGUGGAGCGCACCGCAGUGAGGGCGGAAGACGAUUCGCUGGCCGGGUACUUCAUCCCGGUCAGGGGCGUCUCCGAUUCGCCGGGCUGGUCGGGGGAGGCGGGCCGGGGCGGCGUCAUGGCCUACUAUUGGUGCAAGUUCUGUAGCUGGAGCUGCGAGUGGGCCGGGGGUGCCGGGAAGCUCCUGGAGCACUACGAGCAGAGACACAGGACGAGCCCGGGGGGGGCUCUGAGCCCCAGACACUCCAACCACGGGGGGCUGGAGAGGGAGAGGGAGAGGGGAGGGAGGAGAGACGGAGACGAGAGAGACCACGGCGCCUUCAAGAGCCGGAAAGACCCGUCGUCCAACGUGAACCAAGAUCCGUCCGGCAGCGACCCGGAAGCGGUGGUGACCAGCUACAACUGCCAGCUGUGUGACUUCCGCUACUCCAUGGCCCACAGCGCCGAGGUGAUCGUGGUGGCUCCCCUGCUGCUACACUACCAGCACAGCCACAGCAUCCACCGCUGCUGCAUCCAGCACUGUCUCUACUGCCCCCAGGGGCUCUGCCAGCCCCACAAACACUUGGGAGAGGUGUCCCACCCCUUCGCCUGCUGCAAGCCCUCCUGCCCCAAGUGUUGCUCCAAGCUGACGGGGGACGGCGCCAUGGCGGGGAAACCGGGGAUGGUGACGUCGCCCAACGCCACCCCCACCCCCCCACCGGUGUUUCACCCCUCCAACCACCCUCCAGCCCAUCCUGAAGUCACGCAAGGCGUCACCCACCUGUGCGACCAGUGUGCCUACGCCACGGCCGACAUCGACGUCCUGCUCCAGCACUACGAGGGCUGCCAUUCGCUGAGCAGCCUGAAGGGGGCGUCGCCGCCACCGCGGAGGGUCAAGGCCGAGGACGGCGCGACGGCGGGGGAGAGGGACGGCGGCGGCGAGCGGGAGUUCUCCUGCACCAAGUGUCACUUCAUCACCGAGGUGGAGGAGGAGAUCUUCAGACACUACAGGCGCGUCCACGCCUGCUGCCGCUGCCGCCGCUGCGACUUCACCGCGCCCGACUCCUCCUCCCUCCUGGACCACUUCAACUCCGCCCACUGCCGCGAGUCCUCGCCCUCCUCCGGCCCCCGCCGCUCCUCCCCGUCGCCGUCGUCGACGACGACGACGACGACGACCAACUCGGUCAUCGCGGCCUCGGCGGCGGCGGCGGCGUCCUUGGCCAACGGCUGCUCGGCGCCCUCCACCCUGUCCAUCAAGGAGGAGAGCAAGGGGGACCUGCGGCUCCUGUACUCCCUGGCCCCCCCCGAGGGGCGGCUGGCCGAGGGGAGCCGCGAGGAGGGCCUGAAGGGCGAGGACAACGGCGGCCGGGGCGGGGGGCGGGAGCACGCCCACGGCCUCCUCUGGGUGCCCAAGGAGCGGGCGGGAGGCGACAGGGGCGCUGCGGGAGGAGGAGUAUCGCCCUCGCUCUUCUCCUCGCCGCUGUCGUACGUGGCGGCCAAUCACGAGGCUUCCCCUCAGCACAAGAGGGGCGUGGCCUCGCCCAGCAUGGUUUACCUGGGGGAGGGGAAGCCGUUUGGCGGAGGGAGGCACGGAGGAGCAGGUGGAGGAGGAGGAGGAGGAGGAGGAGGGGAGAAGCAGAGCCCCAUGACUCCCCAGCAGUACGUCGUGGGAGGAGGAGGAGGAGGAGGAGGAGGAGCCAGCAGUGCAGGGCAGGAGGCCAAAGGAAGCGCCGGGAAAGAGGAGUCCCAGUCUCUGCUGCGGCGGCGGCGGGGUAGUGGUGUGUUCUGUGCCAACUGUCUGACCACCAAGACGUCUCUGUGGAGGAAGAACGCCAACGGAGGCUACGUCUGCAACGCCUGCGGCCUCUACCAGAAGCUGCACUCGACGCCGCGUCCGCUGAACAUCAUCAAGCAGAACAACGGCGAGCAGAUCAUCCGGCGCCGCACCCGGAAGCGGCUGAACCCGGACUCUCUGGCGCCCGACAACGCCGCCCCGAAGCAGCAGCGCAUCGCCAGCGAGGACCGCCUCAACGGGGGGGAGGAGCUCGACCGCGGCUGCCCGCCAAUCAAGAACCAGCAGCCGUCGCCGCGCUCCCGGUCGCCGCGCUCCACCCAGGCCUUCCUGGCCAAUCAGACGCUAGAGAUCCACCGACGAAUGCCGCCGCUCCUGCUGCCCGCCCACCCGCCCACCUCGCUGGUAGCCGAGGGCAACGGUGGCAGCGGCGGUGUGGAGGCCGGGCUGGGCUCCAAGGGGGAGGGGGGAAAGGGGGGCGGGGGCUCGGAGAGGGGCAGCCCCAUAGAGAAGUACAUGCGGCCCUCCAAGCCGUCCAGCUACUCGCCCCCGGGGUCCCCCAUCGAGAAGUACCAGUACCCGCUCUUCUCCCUGCCCCUCCCCCUGGCCCUCUCCCCCGACCUCACCUCCGAGUCCGACUGGCUGCGCUUCUGGACCAAGUACAAGAUGGCCGCCGCCUCCGGGGUGCCCGGCCUGGGGGGCCUUGGCAACCCCGGGGCGUUGGGCGGCAACGCCCACUACCUGGGCGCCAUGGUUACGCCGAUGAUCCAGCAGCAGCAGCAGCUUCAGCACCAUCUCCAGCAGCAGCAGCAGCAGCAGCAGCAGCAGAGCUACAAGGUGCCUUACUGCGGCUCCUCCCCUUACUCCCCGCUGCCCCCCCCGCCCUCCGCCCCGCCACACUACCCCCCGCCCCCGCUCCACCCCCAGACCCCCAACCCCUCCUCGUCCUCCCUGUCCCCGGAGAACGACGCUCCGCUGGACCUGGCCAUGAGGCAGAGGGACUCGCCCAACGCCUCCGCCGCCGCCGCCAAUGCUAACGGCGCCGAGAAGAGGAGGCGGGCGUCGCCGCUGGUCGUCGAGAGGAGGAGGCGGAGGAGGGAGGAGGAGGUGAAGGAGGAGGCAGAGGAGAGGGCGGUGGAGAGGAUGGAGGAAGGAGGCGUGCGGAGAGACGAGGAACAGGAGCGGCAGCAGCCGCCGCCGCCGAGGGAGGAGGAGCAGGAGGAGGAGUCAGCGGCGAGCGAGCCCAGGGCGUCGGUGCUGAAGAGCCCGCCGUGCGCCCCCCCGUCGACGGCUCGCGCCCCCGCCACGGCGGAGGCGUCCACGCAGGACGACCUGGCCCACCGCUGCGUCCACUGCGGCAUCUAUUUCCUGGACGAGGUCAUGUACGCGUUGCACAUGAGUUGCCACGGCGACGGCGGCCCCCACCAGUGCGCCUUCUGCCUGCACGCGUGCGCCGACCGCUACGACUUCACCACGCACAUCCAGAGGGGGCUGCAUCGCUACGGCGACAAGGCCAAGGGGGACCUGCGGGAGGAGGUGGUGGAGGAGGAGGAGGAGGGCGACGCCCCCCAGGAGGAGACGGUCGUGCUGGAGGGCAAAGGUCAGCCGACGACGGCGGAGGCGGCGCCGGAGGAAGAGGAAGAUGACGACGGUGAGGAGGAGCGAGGCGAGGUCGCGCUGGAGGGCGGCGACGAUGCGGCAGGCGAGGGCCAACCCGACGGGGGGAAGGUUGCCGACGGUGACGGGGAUGAUGCUGAUGCUGAUGAAGACGGUACCACGGAGGCUGAGAGGGAGUCGGAGGAAGGUGUGCGUGACAUCAUCCCGGAGCAGGAAGCUAAGGGCGAGGCGGACGCCGACGGCGGUGAUGAUGAGGUAUCUUCAGAGACAAAGGUCACAGAGGUCACCGAGGAGAUGGAGCUCACCGAGGCGGAUGCGCCGGACGCCAGCUCUCCUGGGGACAUUCCGUCGUAGCCGGCUGAGCAGUGGCCGUCAGGGCUCCUCUCGGACUAACUCCAAUGGGCCCCCGAGGUCGACGCCUGAUUUGUUAAAAGGCUGGUCAUGUGAUUCGGUCAAAACCGAAAAAAAAAAAAAAAAGGGAUUUUCUUUUUUUUCUUUUGCCUGAUAGGAAUGGAAACCAUUUGGGAAUAUCGUGCUUAAGUCUGUUUCAGGAAACAGUCUGGUCAGAUGCCUAAUGAACAAUCGAUUGGUGGGAUUGAAGAUGAGACGCGAGUCGAAGGCCUGAAUGUUGAGGAUGAACUGCUCCUACUUUGUAUUCUCUGGCCUUUUGACUCUGAAGGAAGCUGCCCUUCACUUGCACAGUUGCCAUAUAAAGCAGAGUGGAAUAUACGUGGAAACAAGCUUUUCUUUCAAUGAGACUCAAAGCCCAGAUUCCAGCAAAAGCGAUCUCCUAACCCAGGUCCGAGAUAUGUUCGUACCCCAGUCCUACCUAAACCGAUUUCAAGGAUUUGCUCCGGUUCACACUCUGUAAAACCGGAUCAAACCUGAAUCUACUUUCAUUGCGUUGUGUUCCAGCUACUUCAUAGGAACUUUUUUAAUACACCUAAACUGGUCUUAACUCUCUAAAAACUAGGUGGUUAUUUUAGUUUUGUUUGUUUUAUAAAUCUGAUUAGCUGGUAUUUAUAACCUGGUGGUUAUAACCCCUGCCUUAUCGCGGCCAAAAUCUGAACCCUUUUCGAACAAAGACGCAAAGUAUGGCCGUCAGAGGAGAGCGGCCUACAAAGACUAGAGCCAAGAUGGGAAAUGGCGACAACUCAAACUGCAAAAAAAAGAAGGAAGAAAAUGCUUAAACUGGUUUAAGUUUUCUUUUUCGGAUGACUUUCGGAACGUGUUUAGUUUUGUUGCUGCAUUUAUUUCAAUGCUGUCUCGAUCUGGUCGGAACCUGUUUACACGGCUCUAAAAUCCAGUUGGAACCGGUGAGGCAGCAGUGGACCCGAGGAGGCCUGAGGGCUGGCCUGUCGUCUGCCCGGAUCAAUUCAAGUGAUAUUAUUUUCUAUCUCUCCCUCCGUGCCAAUGAUACUAGCUAUGUGCCUGGCUGCCUGCCUAAUAGAACAAACCAAUUAUUAACCUGCUUAACAUUUAUAUUAAUAAUAGUAAUAAUGAUAAUAAUGUUAUAGUAAAAAAAAAAAAAAGAACAUGCAAUUUGCUAUAUUUUCUCGUAUGUUAUUUCUAAAGGCAAAUAAUGCUUUGUUGUUGUUAAUGUUUUUGCAUUAAGUGGUGCUACAAUAGGUAGGCCUUACUUUAUUUUGGUUUUACAUUCUUCUGAGUUUCGGGUGGGAUGUCUUGAUUUUUUUUGUUGUUCUUUUGUGUUAUUAUGCAGACGUUUUGUUUUUUGUUACCAUGACAACAGCAGUCCCAUGGAAACGGUACAGCGAGAGACGUGGUUGUGUGUACUUAACGUGUGUGUGUGUGUGUGUGUGUGUGCGUGUCUGGAGGUGUGUGUAGGAUGCUUCCGUCCCAAGGUGAUGAUGAUGAUGAUGAUGAUGAUGAUGAUGAUGAUGAUGAUGAUGAUGAUGAUGAUGUAAAGAAUAUGAAGUCUUGCUCAGGGUUCCCACAGACGCUCAAAACACAAACCAAGCUCCAGUCCAAGAUGUCCGCUGUCACUUUUGUCUUACGUGCGUCAUCAUUCGAUACCUCCUCCUCACAGUCGGUUCGACGCGGUCUUAAGUGUGUUACUUCUAGUGUUUUGUUUGGUAGGGAAAGUCGCAUAGGGAGUCAAACCCUAGUUUGUUUACAUUAGCCUCAUAGGUCAAAGGAUGAGUCAAGAUGGUGUUGGAUUCAAACUACAUGGCAGUGAAUUCAGAAGUUAAGGUCCUGGUAUUGCUGUUAUAUGAGAAAACACAGGAAAACAAAUUUCGCAGUUCAAAAGUUCACGAUUUUAUUAAAGGAAAAACUAAUUUAAAUUGUUUGAGGAAACACUAUCCAUACCACCAUUUUGCCUACAAAUCAAAUCAAAACACUUGCGUUUCAGGAGAACAGUAGGUGCUCCAAAUAGAAAAGGUUUCAAAACGUAUUAUUAUAUUUUCAAAUCCCCAAAUAGCCAUUCCCUGAGGAUAGCCCCUCCCCCUGCUGCACAGCUGCCUUAGUUGCUAGGAGACGGUGACAACAACAAAAACAAAACAGGAAUAUGAUCUCGAACUGACUCUUUUAGUCUGAAGCAAUGGAUGAAUAGAAAGAAAAGGUUAUAGUAUUUGUUUUCGUGAGGUUCUCUUUAUUUUCAAUGCUUUUUUUCCAUCCAGUAUAUGUAUUAACGGAGGAGUCGGUUAUCACGCCAGUAUUUGUAUUAUUAUUAUGAAAUAUAAUAUUGUUAUUGAUAUCACAUUGAUACAACAGUAGUAAGAUUUUGAUUUUGACAAAAGAGCUAAGCCGUCCAGCUGGUGUGAUAACGGACACAAACUGCGCUGUUAGUCGCCAAACAGACUGAACGAAGCGGUUGCGUUGUGAACUGAACCAGCGAAAGAGCCAGGAGACCACAGACGAGACCUUUAUUCUAAUGGUUAUCCAAAGAAGUAUGCAGAUCUCACCUCUUAACAUCACACGUUGUGUGCAUACACUGCGUCCCAGCCUGAUUAAAUCACCUUAAUGUAAUUCACAGUAAAACAGUUAUUUCAUUUAAACAAUCCAUUCUUUAAUGUAGGGGAUAACCUUGUGAUUUACAUCUCAAAGAUUAGAAAUCGAUCUUGACCAAGUUUGAACCGUGCAGUAAACACAAGUUGAUCCCCUCCGAUAUGACUUUGGAAACGCUAGAGUUAUGCAACCCCUUACUUGUGCCUAUGACCCGACUGUUUUCCCCACAAUCACAGAAAACUUUUGAAGCGGCCAGGAAACCGCUGGUACUUAAAUACAUAUGGCUAUGCAAGCGUUAAAAACCACAUCGGUAAUACAACUGACAAGGAAACUGUUAAGACUCAUCAAUCAAGACUCGUAUCUUUCCGGAACUUGCCAUAUCCAUGCAUGCUACGUUGAGUCGAUGCUAUUGUCUAUUUUAAUUUCAAAAUGGGUGUUUCGUCGAGGGACGUUUGGAUGGGUUCACCGGUACCUGCACGAUGGGUCCGCCUGUCAGGAUAAAGAUUUCUUCACUCCGAAUCUGUCAAAUGAAAAGUUGAAGCGUGACAAAUCGCCAAAAUCUAAUCUCCGGAGUCGACACCAGCUGGGUACGGCCGCUGCUCUUUCUGAUUGGCCGAGAGCAAGCGGAGAAGUGACAACACCUGGCACUAAUUGGUUGCUCGUUUCGGGGCUAUUUCCCGAUGCCCCUUGAAGCCAGAGUUUUAGCAUUGUGGAACACUUAAGGGAAACUGUGUAACCCAUCCAACGCCCGGUUGAGAAAACCUUACGGAGGCUUUUCCCACCGCCCAAUCGGUGUGCGGUAUUUUACCCCUUAAGGAUCCGAAUAACUAAAACGUUUUUUUUUUUAAUUUUGAAAGGACAUCCCCGGUAAUUCUAGUCUGUUCAUUUUUUCUUUAUUUUCAAUUGCGUCUGCCGUGUGCAGCAACGGUCGCUCCGCUGCGCACCAGUUGUUCCGUGCGGUGCGGCUCUCUCGGUGCCAAUACGGAGCACUUUGUAAGGUCGAGAGCUACGGGGGGGACGACAAUCCGCCAGCAGGAGAGGAACGCAUAAAUACACGAAUCAAAUGAAAACCUGUUUACAACUGCCAAUGUAGCAAAUAAAAUAAUAAUGAAAAACGCGGGCGCAAAAAAAAACAACGAAUACAUGAAGGAUCCCCAGGGGGUGGGAGCCUUUGGUCGGACAAGAGGAGAGGGAGAGAGGCAACGCUGGUACUGCCUUGUAGGCCUUGAAAACAAUGGGCAAAGCAGGGGAGUGCAUGUUUUAGGGCGUACACAUGGGAAGUGAUAUUAUCUCUUGAGUGUGCACUCAGCUUUCAUAUCUUGUUCAGAGUUCUGCUGUCCAAUCUGUUCUGUUUGCUCCUCUUUCCCUCUAUUUCUCCUCUGACCCUUUUGUUUUCCAUACUUAACGUUUUUGUCUUCACACAACGGUUGUUUUAUACGGUUUGUUAUUUUCCUGGAUUUAUCCAUUGACAUGUGUGUCUCUCGUUCUCUCUCCCCUGCUGUACGUCAACCUCUCUCGCCCGACCCUCCCAAUCUCCGGUCUUUUCCCUGCUAGAGCUGACGUGUGAUGUUAAAAGCUAUGCUCAGUCUGCCUGUAUUCGCCGUGCGUGUGUGUGUGUGCGUAUGUUUGCUGAUCCCGACCUUGUGAGGACCUCAGCAUGUCCUCACUUUUACUUUGUAAGUGUCUUUGACUUCGGGUAUCGAAAGUAUUUUCACAUUUCAAAGUAAUUGCAGCACUAAUUGCAGGCUUUCAACGUUUUUUUACGUUUUUGAUUAGCUUGUUAUGAUUGGCGUGCUCUGAUUGGCUCGUUCUGAUUGGUCCACUUGUGUGGCUCGUUCUGAUUGGUCUACUUGUGUCGGGUCGAGUUUUAGUUCUCUCGACUCUUAAGGGACCAUGUGAGCUGUUGGGUGUAGUGGGAACGCGUCUGUGUGUUUCUGUGAUGUAACCACAUCUGAAUCCCACUGCUGGAAGGAUGUUGGUCACUUCCUCUGUUUCAUAGAGAUUUAUGUUAGCGUUUACAUACGAGGCCUUAAAACUUAGCUCGAUUUUUGUUUUGUUUGUAUUUCUUUGUCAUCGCUCAAUGCCUUGCAAAGUGUUGACACAAUUCAGCUGUGUUGCUUGCACGCACACAACCGCACACACACAGAUAUACACACGUGGUACAGAAUGAGUGUGUGCAUAUUGGGAUGUGAUAACUUUGAGACAAAGAAGAUAAUAGGCCAGUUUAGAAAUGGUCAAGUACAUACACAUAAAUACACCCACGCACACACCCACACACACAUCGACUUUGUACAUUUAACCGAUAUGUUUUCGUUCGAAUUUUGUCUAUUUAGUUUAAUCUUUUUUUUUUUUUUUUUUUAAUAAUGGGAUUUUUAUUUUGUAUUAUUUGUUUCCUAUGUUGUAUUUUAUUCAGCUACUUUCGUGUACGUUACAUCGUCUUUUAGGAUUUUUAUGUCAUGCAAAAAAAAAAAAAUACUCAACAUAUUUUGACAGCCAAGAGAAGUUUGUUACACAGCUAAACUUGAAGAAUAAUGUCCAUGAUAUGAUGAUGAUUAAUAAAAGUAAUAACAGGCAUAUUUGAAGG
Molecule: messenger RNA, 11340 nt
Organism: Gadus morhua (Atlantic cod)
Lineage: Eukaryota; Metazoa; Chordata; Actinopteri; Gadiformes; Gadidae
Gene: trps1
Product: trichorhinophalangeal syndrome I
Exons: 11
Coding region: 1182-6143 (1653 amino acids)
Biological process (GO): regulation of transcription by RNA polymerase II
Cellular component (GO): nucleus
Molecular function (GO): zinc ion binding; RNA polymerase II transcription regulatory region sequence-specific DNA binding; DNA-binding transcription factor activity
Source: RefSeq, a predicted model, not a curated record